AGGACACUAUCAUCAGUCACACAUUGUCUAUUUCUUGCUGAUAGCUGCACUCACAUCAAGUCAGUUGGUAAGCCUGUGAUUCACAACUCUAGGUCUUAUACUCAAGGAGCAUGGAUGAAAGAUCCACUAGGAAUCAUGGGUCCUGAGACCAUAUUCGUUAUGGUGGGCUACGGCGGGAGAAACGUGCUUGAAGAGUUUGAAAACAUGGAUAUGUUCAAAGCAGGCAUCGCUCGUAAGAAGUACGUACUGCCUUAUAACUGGGACGGAACAGGAGGAGUAGUGUAUGGACCUUACCUUUACUACAACAGGUAUAAAACGUUAUAUUUAAAUAAAAUGAAUAAUGAUUUGGAGGUAGCACAUCCACAAAGUGGUUCUUCGUCUACCUGCUUCCUGGUAUAACUGGAAUUUGGAAAUGCUGGUUUUUGAGGGGAGGGGAAAACCGGAGUACCCGGAGAAAAACCUCUCGGAGAAAAGGAGAGAACCAACAACAAACUCAACCCACAUAUGGCGUCGACGCCGGGAUUUGAACCCGGGGCACAUUGGUGGGAGGCGAGCUCUCUCACCACUGCGCAAUCCGUUGCUCCUCGUUAUAAUACUCUUUAAAUCUGAUACAGUAUGGCCAACGAAAAAACAAGGGUUUAAAAGAUAAUCAUCACUAAAAGGUCGCAUAUAUGAAAAAAAAUUAAUCAAAGGUGUCGCUUCAGACCUGCGUGGACCAUUUUUUUAAAACUUAAUUCCAGGGCGCUGAUAAUAAAAAUUUGGUGAUAUACCAGUUUACUGACGCAGUAUCUCAUAGUAAGGGAAAUCAACAUCAUGAACUCGUCUCUUAUCCUAGGGCUUCCUUAAUUGCAACUCAUGGCAUGAUGGCUACACAUGCACAGCUAUCAGGGACGGCGGAGCGUCUUUUGUAUUGGGGGGGGGGGGGGUGGGGCGGGGGGCGCUAACAAGCAAGCGCCAGCGACGCUAGCUUGUAGAGGGUUCUGGGGGAUUUCUCGGCCAGAAAAGUUUGAAAUCUUGAAGCUAGGAAAUGCUACUUUUAGCAUUCUCGACGAGAUAUCAAAAAAUAACUAAAUAAAUAAAUAAACGUGGAUACAUAUAUAACUUACAUAUAUCCCAGGCUUACGUAUGUUCCGGCCUUAGUGCGUACACUAAAUUGUUUCAUUACAAACGCUCGACGUGUGUAGCAAGAGGGAGAAUGUUCAAAAUUAGUGUUGUAAAAUCACUUUUGUUACAUUAAGAUAGUAAUCUUGACAGCAUAUGACAAAUUUCAAGUAUAAAACAAAUUGCAAAUUUUUGACAAAUCGGAUUUUGACAAAUACGAUUUUCCUAACUCGUCCCUAGUCGUCUAUCGUUUUUAUUCACAAGCCGAGUAGUGAGAACACUAAAUGAGAAGAACUGAGGUGAAAGGCUGAUUGAAGUCAAUUUCCUGGAACAAUGCAUGUACCGUAACAGCAAGGGAAAAUAACAACUUCAGUUGUAAAUUUGCCGACAUUCCUCUCAUAAUUUUCGUUCAGAGAUACAAAUGAAUUUGCCGCAGAAGCAAAACAAAGCUUAUCAAAUCUAUCUUUAUGUGCGUUCAAAAUCGCGAGAUGGUUGAGACGUGCUUACAACAUUCUUGAUCGAAGCCACUUCUUGAUUCGUCUGGCUGUUGAGAAGAACCUCUCCCCUGUUGCACUUGUAGCAGGAUUGACGUAAACCAACUUGCAAACAACAAUGACGUGGUCCAUCAACUGUCGCUCGAUUGGGUGCAGAUCUUGGACCUCCCUCAAAACGUCCUGAAAGAACCGUAAAGGGACUCGCCGCAUGAGCACUUAAAUCUUACUUAAAUGUGUUGUCUCAAUGUUUUGCUCAUUUUGUUUUGUUUUUCCUUCUGUUUGUUUUCUUUUUUGUGUUUUAUGGGUUUUUAAAUUAUUUGUCAUUUUUUAUUUAUUUUUAAAUUUUUAUUAUUUGCUUAAAAUUGGGAGGGCUAAAGCCCCUCCAGCUCUACCGGCUCCGCCGUCCCUGGCUAUAUAAAUCAUGGUAGAAACAUUCUCCACUGAUACUAACAAUUUGUUGUUAUGGCAGAGAGGCUACGAACUAUAUCGUAAAGUACAAUUUGCGUACUGAAGGUGUGGAAAAGCAGAUAAGCUUGUCGGGUUCAGCGAGGGUCACCUCUUACCAGUGGGGUGGCUACAGUCAAGUUGAUCUGGCGGUUGACGAACAAGGAUUGUGGGCCUUAUGGGGCUACAGUGGAAACAGCAACAAACUAAGAGCGCAAAUGAUAGAUGUACACAAAGGAUCCUUAACCCUCGCUUGGAACUUAAAUUCAGGUACUCGGCUUACGCCUUAUUAGAGCUCCUUAAGCUAAAUACAAAAUGUCAUGAAAUGUAAAGGGUUUCUGGAACUCGUUAGAUUCACCAUAAGUAAACUAAACCAUUGCUAUAACCUGUCAGUUAACAAACGGUCGUCAUCAUCCUUUCCUCAAUAAAAUGCGCAUCCAUUGUUUUUAAACUGAAUAUUAUUUAAUUUCGCAAACUUCGCAAUUUCGUUACUUAGUUGAAUGAGUUUUUAUACUAUAAGUGGGCAUAUACGUUUUUUUUUUUUUUAAAUCUUACUCCGAGUUUCCAUUUAAUGUUAUUUUGCAGAAGUUAUGACCUCAAUGGGAAAUGCAUUUGUGGCCUGUGGAGUGGUUUACUGUAUCGACGACUAUCGUUCAGAGUCCACGACCAUCAACUUUGCUUACGACACCAAGACUGGAAAUCAGUGUAACCCCAAUAUUCAGUUCACCAAUCAGUUCGGCUACAACUCCAUGGUGGCCUAUAACCCCAGAGAAAGAGUGCUGUACGCCUGGGACAACCAGCGUUUGGUAACUUAUCCUAUCACUUUUAAGGAACGAUAG
This is a messenger RNA of Porites lobata, 2878 nucleotides long. The record is from the annotation of a GenBank genome assembly. NCBI's taxonomy places the organism in Eukaryota, Metazoa, Cnidaria, Anthozoa, Scleractinia, Poritidae.